AUGGCUUCCGACACACGAGAGCGCCAGCGCCGCCGAAAGAUCGUGUUGGCCUGUGAGCCGUGCCGCGAGCGCAAGACACGCUGCGACGGCCGCAAGCCCAUCUGCUCGUCAUGCGAGCACCGCUCUCUCGGCCUAGAGAAAUGCAUUUAUACGGUUGGCAAUGCGCGCACUGCGAGCAGCGACGACUACACAAAGGCCCUGCAUGAGCGCAUCCGCCACCUAGAACAUGCUUGUGCUCUGUAUGGAAUUGAGGUCAAUUCCGCCGGGCGAGUGAGCUUGCUGUCCAACAGCCGGCUGCGGCCGCCCAUGUCGGCCUCGUCCUCGACGGCUACCAGCCCGGUGAUGCUGUCGGGCGGCCGGCGUGGCGGUGUUGCGGACCAGCAGCCGUCUGUUACGCCACCCAAUGUAUCCGCAACAGGGAAAUCGGGCACCUCUGACAUGACGUCUCCAGAGCAAAUGGAUCCGGAGGAUGCCACAGGUGUAACGGCUAUGGGCACUGUGCUGUCUGAAGAAGACCUGGAAGGCGAGGGCGCCAUUGAUUCCUUUUACGGCCGGUCAUCGGCGGCUUCGUUCCUCAAAGAAGCAGCCAGCGCGUUACCGCAGAGACAAAAUUGGAGUGGCGCAAGUACAGGUUCGGGGACCAGUACCACCGCCGCCACCACGUCGCAGUCUAGCUUCUUUGCAGGUCGCGGCCCCACAUCAGCCCCGUCGCCAGUCCGGCCACUGCCGCAUCAGCCCCCGCCUCCUCCGCCAGUCAUGGCGCCGCCGACGCUCAGCUUCACUGAUGUUGACCGGUUCACCUUGCCUCCUCGUGCCCUCGGUGACCACUUGAUCCAGCGCUUCUUCAGCCGCAUAUUUUACCAGUAUCCCUUCUUCGACCGCGAAGCCUUUGAGCACGCAUACCAGAGACUGUGGCAGGUCGAUGACCCGGCAACACGUCCCCAAAUUGCUGCGCAGCAACAGAAAUUCGACGGACUGGGUCUGGGCAGCAGCGAGGCCGGUCCCGACAGUAUCAUAUUCCACUGCGCUCUCAACGCCAUCUUUGCUCUCGGCUGCUGUUUCUCGGACCUGCCGCCGGCCGAGCGCGCCGCCGCCAUCGACGUCUUUGGAAACCGCUCCAAGACCUUUGUCGGACUUGAACUCAUCAACUACAACAAUCUCGGCGUGGUCCAAGCCAUGCUGGUCAUCUCUCUCGUCUUACAAGGCACACAGGGGAUACCCCAACCGCUGCUGGAUCGCCGUCGGCAUGGCCUGCCGCGUGGCCCAGGGUAUUGGUCUGCACACGGAGGAGACCAGUCCGAGCCGGCGGUUGCGUGUCUCGUGAGCAUGACCUUUGGUCGGCCUCCCAUGGCGUCUAGUUUGUCGAUUGCACCGGAGAUGUUGAAUAAGACCCCAGAUUCUGCUAGCCCAGAAUCGCUCAGGCUAGCUUUCUAUUACGAAGGCGUCAAACUCAGUGUAAUUCUCGAAGACAUCCUGCAGCGCAUCUACAAGCCAUGGCUGACACGGGACGCCAAUAACACAAACCACAACGGAAACACCACUAGUACAUCUAGUAUAUCGUCCAACAAUGCCCUACAGACCCACCACAACCUCGAUACUGUGGUCGAAAUUCAGGGCCGUCUCGAUCAAUUUGAGCAAUCGGUCACGCCGUUUCUCUCGUGGACGGCACAUGCCGACAUGCCGGGCGACGUGUCCGAAGAAGAUCGCCUCAUUAUGGGCAUUAGUCAGAAUGUCCUCCAUGCCCGGUUCAUCUACUUGCAGCUGAUUCUCUACCGGCCCAUCUUGUCCCAGCUUGCCAACUCAGACGCAAGCCCGACUACAUCGAGUGGCGCAAACUCGUCUGGUCAGUCCUUGUUGACCCGUGAUGGCCUUCGCUAUUCCUUUGCCAUUGAAUGUGGGAAGUCUUGCGUCGAGGCAGCCAAGCGCCUUAUCGUCUUGGUGCAUAGUGUUUACCGGACGGAGACGACUGAUAUCUGGUGGUGGAAUGGCCUAUACGCAUGUGCUGCUGGCCUAGUCCUUAUUGUUGCUCGGUCGUGUCCCGACCUCUGGCAAUCACUCGAUCGUGAUGAAAUUGCGGCUCUUUGGGACAAGUCCCAUUCUAUUCUGCAAGAUCAGGCACUCUACAGUGCCUCUGCACGCAAGUCACUCGACCUCCUGCUCAAGGUCAACGAGCAUGCCCUCCUCAGACAGGCCGCCGGUGAGAAUGACAUCUUGGCUGCCAAUACGUCCAGUGGCAAUGGUUUUGCUAGCGAUGGCGGUGUAGGGGCAGCAGGACGAGAAGGAGGAGGACAUAGAGAUGGCAACAAUAACAACAACAACGGCAACAGCGGAAACAUGGGCAGCAAUAGCGGCCUUGCAGCGCAGUUCCUUGCGGGCACGACAGGCGACGGCCUGGCUGCAGCAGGAGGAAGCAACAUGCAGCCGGGCCAGUUCGACUUCCUGGCCCAGAUGGCCGACCCCAAUGCGCCAACCCUGCUUGAGGAUACCUACGCAAUGGGUCCGUUGUUUGCCUGGGACCAGAAUAUCGAUUUUACUAAUUUGCUACCCUGA
Molecule: messenger RNA, 2550 nt
Organism: Sporothrix brasiliensis 5110
Lineage: Eukaryota; Fungi; Ascomycota; Sordariomycetes; Ophiostomatales; Ophiostomataceae
Product: fungal specific transcription factor domain containing protein
Exons: 4
Coding region: 1-2550 (849 amino acids)
Biological process (GO): positive regulation of transcription from RNA polymerase II promoter by galactose; DNA-templated transcription
Cellular component (GO): nucleus
Molecular function (GO): DNA-binding transcription factor activity, RNA polymerase II-specific; RNA polymerase II cis-regulatory region sequence-specific DNA binding; zinc ion binding
Source: RefSeq, a predicted model, not a curated record